AUGGCAGUCCCACUGCCGCGUGCAGCCAAAAGCUUGGUUGCUGUGACACGGUCUAGUGUCCGAGACCAACGAGCAUCAUCAGAACCUCUUGAACCUCUGGAUUACCAACGAGAAAGGUGGCGGCGGAUUAAGGUACAUCUGGAACAAGAUGAAUACCUGCGCGACUUGAGAGAUUUCCUGAAUGGAGAAGUCGAUCGAUUGUUCGCCCUGGAUGUCCGUGGCGUGUUGUAUCGGUUAGCUCAGUCCACCGAGGCAGGCCCUGAGAUGCCCAGGAUGAUUACGACUGUACCCAUCACCCUGAGAGAGGACAUUUUACAUUAUGCCCACGAGGAUUUUCAGGGUGGACACCAGGGCAUCAAACGGACUCACGAAAAAUUGCGCUCUGAGUUCUAUGGGCCCGGGAUGUAUGCCGAUGUGGAACGACACGUAAAAGAAUGUGUGGAUUGUGCGAGUGACAAAGGACAUCCAUCUAACCCUGGUCCAUCUCCUGGAAAUAUCGAACCAAGACGAUCAUUUGAAGUGGUCUUGAUGGAUUUCGUGACACACAUGCCGAAGUCGGAGCGGGGAAACACUUUCUUGCUUUUAUUCCAAGAUAUGUUCUCAGGAUUCGUGAUGUGCAAACCAAUGCCUUCCACGACAACCCAGGAUGUAGCCAAGGCAUAUGAGGAACGGGUGUUCAGAAUGUUUGGUGCUUCAGAAAUGAUCCGUCACGAUCAAGACCCAAGAUUCAUGAGUGAAGUUUUUGCUCGAUUCAGGGAACUCCAUGGCAGCCGUCAGAGAUCCACCCUGAGUUACCGACCCCAAGCCAAUGGACAACAAGAACGUUCUGUUCAGACGGUUAUCCGGAGCGUGCGAGCGUAUGUUGCCGGGGCAGGUCAGUCAGAUUGGGAUGAUCAUGCCGAGCGGCUGAUGUUCGCCCUGACCACAUCGUUUUUCGCGACCCGUCUGGAUACACCAUUCUAUCUAGUCCAUGGUUGGGAUGCUCAAGGUACCAUAUCUUCCAUGCUAGGGCCUAAGCCGUCCAGCCUUCCAGAACGGACUGCGUACGAAUGGAGAAGAAAGUUCCAGCGUGACUAUAGUUAUGCACGAGCUUGUGCCAAGGACUUACAGAAGAAGACGAAGCGCCUGAGAUCGGAAGCUCAGACCCAGAAGUGGAGAGAGCUUUCAGGGCGACGCAGUGUACCCAAAGUACAACCAGGGCUGAGUCGCAAGUUGGCACACCUGUGGCAUGGUCCUUUCAGAAUUGACGAAGUACAUGAUGAUUUCAGGGUGAAAUUGAAGAUCGACGGAACUGGGUAUCGCGUGAACCUCUGGGUGCACAUAAGUCGUCUGAAGCCCAGGGCAUUAUUCCCGAAAAGACCAAGCGAUGAAAUCACCCUGGAUGAGAAUGAUGACCUGGAUGCGGAAUUGUUACCUGCCGAUAGUUGGGAAGCAAACAACCAGGAUGAUGAGUACGAAGGGGAACGAAUCCUGGACCUCCGAUGUAUUAAACACACCCGCACAUCCAGGAGGACGAGAGAGUAUCUUGUCAAGUGGAAGGGAUACGUCGAUCCUGAAUGGAUACCACUGUCGCAACUUAACCUGUGGAGCCCUGUUGUAUGA
Phytophthora megakarya is the source of this 1602-nucleotide messenger RNA. The record is from the annotation of a GenBank genome assembly. NCBI's taxonomy places the organism in Eukaryota, Oomycota, Peronosporomycetes, Peronosporales, Peronosporaceae.